CAGAAGAAGCCGCUUCAGUCUCUGCUUUCCGUCUGUCUGCUGCUAGUUAGUUAGUUUAGCUUUCUGCUGCUUUUAACCUACUUUUAGUUCCUUUACUUCUUUAAUUUAUUUUUCCGUGUGAACCAGGCAGCCACCAUGCUCUCUGCUCGUUCUCCUCUCUCCGAACUCAACGAGAAAACCGUCAGCAGUCAGAUGAACAACAUGUCGCUGGACAAAGAAAACACGCCUCCGAGUCUGAGCAGCAGCCGCAUCCUGGCGUCCAAAACCGCGCGGAGAAUCUUCGACGAUGCUGCGCCCAAAGCCGUGAAGAAGAGCAGCAGCUCGGAGGAGGAGCCGCUGCUGAAAGAUAAUCCUCGUCGCUUCGUCAUCUUCCCCAUCCAGUACCACGACAUCUGGCAGAUGUACAAGAAGGCCGAGGCCUCUUUCUGGACGGCAGAGGAGGUGGAUCUGUCCAAAGACCUGCAGCACUGGGAGACUCUGAAGGAAGAAGAGAAGUACUUCAUCUCACAUGUGCUGGCUUUCUUUGCUGCCAGCGAUGGCAUCGUCAACGAGAAUCUGGUGGAGCGUUUCACACAGGAAGUGCAGGUGACAGAGGCCCGCUGUUUCUAUGGUUUCCAGAUCGCCAUGGAGAACAUCCACUCAGAGAUGUACAGCCUCCUGAUCGACACCUACAUCAAGGAGCCCAAAGAGAGGGAAUACCUGUUCAACGCCAUCGAGACUCUGCCGUGUGUGAAGAAGAAGGCCGACUGGGCGCUCAACUGGAUCGGCAACAAGAACGCCACCUACGGAGAGCGUGUUGUGGCCUUCGCUGCCGUGGAGGGAAUCUUCUUCUCUGGUUCCUUCGCUGCCAUCUUCUGGCUGAAGAAGAGAGGCCUGAUGCCCGGCCUGACCUUCUCUAACGAGCUCAUCAGCAGAGACGAGGGUCUGCACUGCGACUUCGCCUGUCUCAUGUUCAAACACCUGCUGAACAAACCAUCCACUGAAACCGUCACCACCAUCAUCAGAAACGCUGUUGAGAUCGAACAGGAGUUCCUGACUGAGGCUCUGCCGGUGAAGCUCAUCGGGAUGAACUGUGAGCUGAUGAAGCAGUACAUCGAGUUUGUGGCCGACAGACUGCUGCUGGAGCUCGGCUUCUCAAAGAUCUACCGGGUGGAGAACCCCUUCGACUUCAUGGAGAACAUCUCUCUGGAGGGAAAGACCAACUUCUUUGAGAAGAGGGUGGGCGAGUACCAGAGGAUGGGCGUCAUGUCCGGCACCACAGACAACACCUUCAGGCUGGACGCCGACUUCUGAGCUCACAGCUGGACCACAGACACUCAUUAGAGCAAAACUCCAACCAGGAGCUGCUGCUGGCCUCCUUUCAUUCCACCCGCUGUGACUGCAGCCAAUCAGAGCAGAGACAGGAAGAGCGCCACAGUCCAGAAAACGACACUGAUGUGGAGACGACAUGAGACACGAACUACAGACUGAAGCAGCAGCUGACAGAUAAAGUGGUCAGUCCUGGAUCAGUACCUGGUUCAUGUUCAACUUAUUCCUCUGUACAUGAACUAACUUUGUAGAGUUAAUUUUUUAUCAAAUCUGUUUUUAGGUUUUUCUAUUAAAUUUGUACAGAGUUGUGUAGUUUUUUGUAAUAAAAUCAUAACUGCCUCUAAGA
This is a messenger RNA of Amphiprion ocellaris (clown anemonefish), 1654 nucleotides long. Its product is annotated as ribonucleoside-diphosphate reductase subunit M2. Gene Ontology annotation, cellular component: cytosol. The transcript has 10 exons. Gene Ontology annotation, biological process: deoxyribonucleotide biosynthetic process. Bases 136 to 1293 code for a protein of 385 amino acids. Gene Ontology annotation, molecular function: ribonucleoside-diphosphate reductase activity, thioredoxin disulfide as acceptor. NCBI's taxonomy places the organism in Eukaryota, Metazoa, Chordata, Actinopteri, Pomacentridae. The record is from RefSeq and is a predicted model, not a curated record.